Messenger RNA from Colletotrichum gloeosporioides, 1155 nucleotides. RefSeq lists its product as uncharacterized. The record is from RefSeq and is a predicted model, not a curated record. NCBI's taxonomy places the organism in Eukaryota, Fungi, Ascomycota, Sordariomycetes, Glomerellales, Glomerellaceae. The coding region runs from base 1 to 1155 and encodes 384 amino acids. The transcript is spliced from 5 exons.
AUGGUAAAGCUGUUCUUAAACAGACGGAGAAACCUCAACGAAACGUCCAGCGAACUCAUCGCACGUUUGCUUGAAGUUGUCGAGGAGUGUUUUGCGACUCAUGAAUAUCUCAAUCUGUUCGACAAUAUGAGCAUACCUUCGCCCCAUGUCGAUACCCACUUUCAGGGAGCCAUUUAUGUAUCGGAAAUUGAGAUAUCUCGUCUUUACCAGGAGAUUAUCCUAGAGGGUGUUACAGAUCCGGCGAAGAGAGCUCUGGUCUUUGCGUCCAUGGCCAUUGGCAAUCUCAACUAUUCAAAGAGCAGUCGCUCCAGCCCGACAACUAGCAACGAUACCGGCGGUAGUUCACACUAUGAGGAGGCCUUGCUGGCAGUGGAGAAGAUGUUUGUUGCCAGGCCAUCGAUCUUGGUCUUCAAGGCUUUACUCACGACGUCAUUAAGCGAUGCCUUCAUCGACCAUGACCCACUAAGCGAAUGCGACAAACCCGGUGUCACUGCAACUUUUCGAGAUUUCCACGCUCAUUGCCGGCUAUCCCAGCUCUGCUCUCGCAUGUCUGAAGAUCUACACAUGGCAGGUGACGUUAGUGAUCCGAACUCAGUUGCAAAAGUGAGCGAUCGUGCCGAGAAAUGGAUUGUGGUUCUUCAAAGAUUCAACUCAGAAGUGCUCGAGACAAGGAGGUGGGAAGACCAUCUCUUUGCUUGGACUCCCAACAGUACACAUUCAGACACAUCAAAAUUAUCGGUUCCUGUUUCCAGCUACCCAUCCAAGUUGUUUCUUUUCGAAAUGGCUCUCUUCGCGUACGCACGACUCUUUCAAAAAGCGGGUGCGGACAUCUCUGGGCUUGAAAAGUCAGAGCAUAUUGUUGCGCAAUUCGCAUCUGAGGUUCUUAACGUCAUUGUCAAUAUGGAUCCCAGCACAACCAGCAUGGACCGCCACUUUGUUCAAGUCGCUGUAAGCUCAUUUUGCAUUACGGCAGUCUUUGCUCGGUUGCACCCUGAUCAGGCAACGACUUUCAAACAGUUGGUGUCAACACUGGGUCUGUUUGCGCGAGUUUCGACGACAUCGUCCGUUGUUUCUCUGGGAAAGCUUAGCUCCGUGGUUGACAGCGUUCAACGGCUGAUGACACCAGAUACCCAGCGGAGUUCGCAAGGAGUUUAG